Molecule: messenger RNA, 2529 nt
Organism: Eriocheir sinensis (Chinese mitten crab)
Lineage: Eukaryota; Metazoa; Arthropoda; Malacostraca; Decapoda; Varunidae
Product: DNA mismatch repair protein Mlh3-like
Exons: 5
Coding region: 407-883 (158 amino acids)
Biological process (GO): mismatch repair
Cellular component (GO): mismatch repair complex
Molecular function (GO): ATP-dependent DNA damage sensor activity; ATP hydrolysis activity
Source: RefSeq, a predicted model, not a curated record
UAGUUUUUUUAUUGUUUGAUUUUUCUAUUCCAUUUAUGAGUGUGCAUAGUUUGUAUAAUGACUGCCUCUGCUCAUAUUACUGGAUGGCAUUAUGCACCAUGCUUCUGGCUGAUUGGCAGAGAAUGACAAGUACAGUCCACCAUGGACAUUUUUUCUGCGGGUGUUGGGGCAGCUGGACCAAAAGUUUAUUGUCUGCAAUCUCAAGUAUGUCAGCCCUGAGGGACCCCAAGUCAAGGCCAGUCAGCUAGUGGUUCUGUUUGACCAACAUGCUGUCCAUGAGCGGGUACGCCUAGAGACCAUCAUUCAGGAGAACUUUGAGACACUAGCAUCAGGGGAGUCUGUCCUGUGCAGUUCUGCUGUCAGUCCCCCACUGGAGCUGGACCUGCCUGAGGAUGAAGUGAGGCUCAUGGAGGCAUACUCCAAAAAGCUCAACCAACGAGGACUUUACUUCACAAAGACCAGCCCUUCAAGAGUAAUGUUCCAACUGAUACCAAGCUGCCUAGUUGCCAAGGAGGCAAAUGAGUUGCGGCAUAAACGUUGCCAGACAGCUGGUGCCAUUGUCGAGAGUGUGGUGCGGGACCUGUGCCACACCCUGCACCAGACUGGGGGUGUGCUGGGCCUCAUUCCCCGCCCAAUCACUCAUGUUUUCAACAGCAAUGCCUGUAGGGGAGCCAUCAAGUUUGGGGAUGAACUGAGCAGAGAGCAGUGCCAGGACUUGAUUUCUUCCCUGUACUCCUGCCAACUGCCUUUCCAGUGUGCCCAUGGCCGCCCAUCAAUUGUUCCUCUGGUCAAUCUGACACACCUGACAUCUUCCACCCAUAAGGUGAGUAAACCAAACCUGAGAAGACUGAGAGAGGCUAUGGAAGCUGGUACUGUCCACUAAAGGGGUUGCAGUUCACCAAAAACUGGUAAGGGAUGACUGAGGGUGUUGAAGCAGCUACUCAGUCUUUGUGUGCAAAGUUACCAUUCUUUUUUAUUUUAUUCAUAAGCUCCUUUUAGCGAGUAAUAUUGGUUGAGUUGAUGAAUAAAUCUUCCCACUCCAAAUGGCUGUGACUGUUGAAUACUCAAAGAAAAAAUAAUGCACCUGCUUGGUUGCUGGUUGAUAACAGGAUGAAACUAUGUUUUAGCUGAAAAUGAAUAGAAUUUUUUUUGGAGGGAAGUCAUUCAUCAUUUACUGUGAUAUCUCUGUAUUUUUUUUAAUUUACCAGAUGAAACUAAUAUCUAGUCCAAAGUUUAAUUUAUUCAAUAACUACAAUAUUUUUUUUAACCAGGUGAAGUUCAUGAUCCUUUGUCUAUUUAAGUUUGGAGGGGUGUUUGUAGUUAACUUUAGAUUUACCUUCAUUUACUUGUGGUGGACUCAAAGGUUUAGUGCUUACACCUUUUUUUUUUACAGUAUUUACACUGUUCAUCACAAUAGUUUUUUCAAAGAUUUUGUUCAGUUUCAUCCAUGACACUUAUGUAUUAUAAAAUGUUAGUAAUGUGUUAUAUAGCAGCUGUACAAUUACAGAAAAUAUUGUACUAAUUACCUGUAUAGAAUGAUAAGUUUUUAAAAGCUUCUGUGGAUAUUUUUAUAUAUAAGAAUAUAUACUUAACUUAGCUUUAUGGAGAAAUGUUAGGAGUUCUUUCAUGAGGAGAACUGAGAACUAUCCCUAAGUGUUUAUUUUGUCACUUCCUUCAUCUUUUCUUCCCACAGCCACUGUUAUACUCUCUACCCUAACUGUAUAGCUUUUGUAAAAUCAGUGGUCUUACACAUAUACACUGUCAAAUUCAUCCAGUCACUUGAAGUAUCCUCUCAUUGUUUAAAACAACAUACUAUCAUCUGUAUAUAGACUUGCCAUCAAGGACUGCUCCAGAUCUCUCAUUUUCAUCCUUGCACUGAAAUCUCCUAAUCUGGCUUUCAUUUCUCAUACAAACUCUAUGUAAAAAUUGAAAGGCCAUGCUUUCAACUUGUACCCAUGUCAACACUAAAACUCACUCUUCCCAUUCACUUGCACAGAAGUACUCACAUCCUUGAAACAAUGUUGGGUCCCUGCAAGGAGAUGCACUCUCAUGCCAUAUAUUUUGAUAUAAAGGUAUUAAUCAACACAUACAGUGGGAUAAGCUAGAAUGAACAUAUUGAUUCCAGAACAUCAUUCCUUAUUGCAUUUGUUUGAUAUGGUGUAUAAUGAAAUACAUGUGUUAAUGGGUAAUCAGUUCCAGGCCUGCAGCCAAGACCAAAGUUACCCAAUAAGUAAAGAUAUCUCACUUCCUACCUUACUAACUACUUUUUUGUUAUUAUGUGUUUUCUACAAAACUUGAAACCUCUUGAAAGCCACAGGAAAUAGCAUAAGGUCAAAAUAAGUGAGAAAAUAUCAAUGAAAAGUGCAAACCCACAUAGCCUUGGGCAGUGAUUUAGCCAAAAAUGUCCCAAAGCUUACCACAGCUGAAAUCUAGAAGGAUUGCUCGUGCUCUUUCCUAAAAGGGAAUUUUGCCCCUCUUGACGCUCCUUAGGGUCACUAAAAGAUAGGUGAAUAUAUAUAUAUAUAUAUA